AUGAAGAUGCGCCGUCGCGGAAACAUCAAAGCUGAUGUGCUUCCGCCUGCUCUAGUCCAGCUACCCCCAGCUCCAGCACAUCCGGUUCAGCAAACCCCAUCAGCUCUCCCCAACCCCCAGAUCCUGCCUACUGCCAAUCUUCCUUCCAUCGAACUCGACAGAGGUCAAUUGAACUCAAUGUCCCUCGACCAGUCUCAACUACAUGGCUGUCAAAAAGGACCGCUCCAGGGUCGAUCCAAUGGCCUGCUCCCCUUGCCUGCGCCUCUUGAGUCAGCCCCACAGACUCAGCUUGGUUCCGGCUAUCUUGGCUGCAGCCGUCCUGUUACUUCGACUACAACAGUAGCCUAUAAUCUGAGGCGGAAAGCCGUUGCAGGACAGGCUGCAUUAUCCAGCGAGCCUCGAACAAAGCGUAUGUUCUAUGGGAGGCCAGUCGAGGCAAGUAUGCCAGAUCUUGUUACGCUGUUUUUGUCUGAUUCCCUAUUCUAUAAUUACAAAAAUUAA
This is a messenger RNA of Protopolystoma xenopodis, 501 nucleotides long. The record is from the annotation of a GenBank genome assembly. Lineage: Eukaryota; Metazoa; Platyhelminthes; Monogenea; Polystomatidea; Polystomatidae.